AUGAGUUUCAAGCGUAACAAUGGCCUUGCUAAUGGCACCGCUGGAAUGCGCCUCCGGGAGACUGGUGUGGUUGGGAAGCUGCUUACCUCCUAUGGUUUUAUCCAAUGCUCAGAGAGACAGGCUCACCUGUUCUUCCACUGCUCCCAGUACAAUGGCAACCUGCAAGAGCUCAAGAUUGGAGAUGAUGUGGAGUUUGAGGUGUCUUCUGACAAGCGCACCGGGAAACCUAUUGCUCUGAAGCUGGUAAAGAUCCAGGCUGAAGUCCUGCCCGAAGAACGAAUUUCUGGGCAGGUUGUCUCAGCCAUCCCCAACCACCUGGAUGAAAGGUCUGCUCCUGGCCAGGUCCCCACUGGCAGUUUGUGCUAUGAGAGAAACAGGGAAGUGUUCUAUCUCACUUACACCCAUGAGAACGUGGAGGGCAAACCACAACUGGAAAUAGGAGAUAAGGUCAGCUUCUGCUUGGAAACUAACAAGCAUACUGGAGCAGUGAGUGCCCAAAACAUUAUGUUGGUUAAGAAGAAGCUGAUGAGGUGCCAGGGAGUGGUGUGUGCCGCUAAGGAUGCAUUUGGAUUUAUUGAGCGAGCGGACGUAGUGAAAAAGAUUUUCUUUCACUACAGUGAGUUCAAAGGUGACUUGGAGCCACUGCAGGUUGGAGAUGAAGUGGAGUUUUCUAUUAAGGACCGAAAUGGGAAAGAGGUUGCUACGGAUGUUCAUGUGCUCCCCCCAGGCACAGUUAUAUUUGAAGAUAUCGGUAUUGAACAGUUUGAGGGCACGGUCACCAAGGUUAUUCCUAAGGUUCCCACCAAGAAUCAUAAUGACCCGUUACCUGGACGAAUUUGUGCAAGGAUUAAUUUCAGCCAAAAGGAACUUCUGUUUAGGGAGAAAGACACCAAGUCCAAAGUGACACUUCUGGAAGGAGACCAUGUCCGGUUCAACAUUUCCACUGACCGGCGAGACAAGAGUGAGCGAGCUACAAACAUCCAUAUACUGCCUGACACCUUCCAUUUUACUAAGGAGUCUCGUGAAAUGGGUAUGAUCGCUGCAAUGCGUGAUAGGUUUGGCUUCAUUAAGUGUGUGGACCGUGAUGCCCGAAUGUUCUUCCACUUUGGUGAGGUUUUGGAGGAAAGCCCACUGCACAUUUCAGACGAAGUGGAGUUUACUGUCAUCCCUGACAUGCUGUCAGCCCAGAGGAGCCAUGCAGUGCGGAUCAGGAGACUGCCCAAGGGCACAGUGUCUUUUGACACAGAGUCUGAACAGUGUUUCCCAGGUGUUGUAGAGAAGCAGGCCACAGCUGCCUUCAAUGGCAAGAUCAAUGCCAGCCCCAACAAUGGUAAAGAGAAGGAAGCAGAGGAAUGCACGAUUGUGUAUAAAGACUGUGGAGUGAAGCUGACUGUACCCAAUCAUAUGAAAGACCUAGAGAGUGAAGUUCUCCCUCAGCUUGGAGACAACAUGGACUUUGCAAUCAGUGAAGUAAAGCAUUCUGGCCAGCAGAACGCCGUCUCCAUCAAUAUCUUAAACCAUACCACUAACACCAAGAGGCUCCUGGGCUACAUAGCGGCACUUAAGGACAACUUUGGCUUUAUCGAAACUGCCAGCCAUGAUCAGGAGAUCUUCUUUCACUUCAGUGAGAUGUGUGGUAGCAAGGACGACCUAGACCUGGGAGAUACAGUCGAAUACACUCUGUGUAAGGGCAAAGGGAACAAAUUCAGUGCUGAGAAGGUCACCAAAGUCCCACAUGUGAAUGGACUGAAAGAGGACAUUAGCAGUACUGUGCUUUCGGGAAAGGUGGUCCGGCCCCUGCGGGGUGUAGCUCCCUCUCAAACUGAAUACCAAGGACUUAUUGAGGUAACAGAAGAAGGCUCCAGUAAAGGUCAGAUUUACCCAUUUGGAAUAGUUAGCAUAACCAGUAAACGAGAUUGCCUGCAGAAAGGGGAGAUGGUGAACUUUCAGCUGUGUACCGUGCUACAGACAGGACAGAGGAUGGCAUGCAAUGUCAUUCCACAGCGUAGAGCUUUGGUGGACUGUGUUAAAGACCAGUUUGGUUUCAUCACAUAUGAGGUAGGCGAGAGUAAGAAGCUGUUCUUCCACAUGAAGCAGGUGCAGGACAACUUGGAGCUGCAGGCUGGAGAUGAGGUGGAGUUCUCGGUUAUUCUGAACCAGCGCACAGGGAAGUUCAGUGCCCACAAUGUCUGCAGAGUCAGUGAGGGCCCUAAAACAGUGGCAAGACCUCGGCCUGACCGCUUGGUGAACCGCUUGAAGAGCAUCACCCUGACCAAUGCCAGCGCCCCACGUCUGGUGAUCAUUCGACAACCACGGGGCCCUGAUAAUUCAAAGGGCUUUAAUGUGGAGAGGAAACCUCGCCAGGCUGGUGUGAUUGACUGAGCUGCUAUU
This is a messenger RNA of Neoarius graeffei (lesser salmon catfish), 2391 nucleotides long. RefSeq names its product cold shock domain-containing protein E1-like. Bases 1 to 2382 code for a protein of 793 amino acids. Gene Ontology annotation, molecular function: nucleic acid binding. The transcript has a single exon. The record is from RefSeq and is a predicted model, not a curated record. Lineage: Eukaryota; Metazoa; Chordata; Actinopteri; Siluriformes; Ariidae.